CCUGCCUGGCCGCGCCAGCAACUACCAGCAAACAAACGGCCGCCCUGGCGCCCUCCUCAGUCUCACUCACUCGCAAGCACCGCACGGCGGGCGAGACCCCCUUCGCGUCCCGAGUCAUCGGCGUUAUCAGUAGCCAGCCGUCCCCUCGCUUGCUUUGCCACGGAUCACCGAGUGACUCGGCCUUGACCGAAACGAAUUAUUGGCCGGCGCGAUGCUCCAGGGCGUCCUGUCGCGCGCGCCCGCCACCGACGCGGCGGCUGAGGCAGCGAUGAAGGCCAAGCGGGCGCCCGCGCCCGCCUCCCCCGAGGAGUAUGAGGGAGACGGGCGCGCGGCGCGGGGGAAGCGGCGGCAGCUGCAUGGCUCCGGCGCGGUGCAGGGGCUGGUGGCCGGAGCGGAGAGGGAGGGGGCGGAGACGCGGGGGCUGCGGCUGCUGACCCUACUUUUGCGGUGCGCGGAGGCGGUGGCCAUGGACCAGCUGACGGAGGCGCGGGAGCUGCUGCCCGAGAUCGCAGAGCUGGCGUCGCCGUUCGGCUCGUCGCCGGAGCGCGUGGCGGCCUACUUCGGGGACGCGCUGUGCGCGCGUGUGCUGAGCUCGUGCCUGGGCGCGUACUCACCGCUCGCGUUCCGCCCGCUGGCGGCGGCGCAGAGCCGCCGCGUCGCCGGGGCGUUCCAGGCGUACAACGCGCUGUCGCCGCUCGUCAAGUUCUCGCACUUCACGGCCAACCAGGCCAUCCUGCAGGCGCUCGACGGCGAGGACCGGCUCCACGUGAUCGACCUCGACAUCAUGCAGGGGCUGCAGUGGCCGGGGCUCUUCCACAUCCUCGCCUCCCGCCCCCGCAAGCCGCGCUCGCUCCGGAUCACCGGACUCGGCGCGUCGCUCGACGUCCUCGAGGCCACCGGUCGCCGCCUCGCCGACUUCGCGGCGUCGCUCGGCCUGCCCUUCGAGUUCCACCCCAUCGAGGGGAAGAUCGGGCACGUCGCCGAAGCCCUCCUCGGCCCGCGCCACCAACACCACCACCACGGGGACGAGGCCACCGUCGUGCACUGGAUGCACCACAGCCUCUACGACGUGACGGGAUCGGACGUCGGCACGUUGCGGCUGCUCAAGAGCCUGCGGCCGAAGCUGAUCACCAUCGUGGAGCAGGACCUCGGCCACAGCGGCGACUUCCUGGGCCGGUUCGUGGAGGCGCUGCACUACUACUCGGCGCUGUUCGACGCGCUGGGCGACGGGGCCGGCGCGGCCGUGGAGGAGGCCGCCGAGCGGCACGCGGUGGAGCGGCAUCUCUUGGGCGCGGAGAUACGGAACAUCGUGGCCGUAGGGGGUCCCAAGCGGACGGGGGAGGUGCGGGUAGAGCGGUGGAGAGACGAGCUGCGCCGCGCCGGGUUCCUGCCGGUGUCCCUGGCUGGGAGCCCCGCCACGCAGGCAAGGCUGCUGCUUGGCAUGUACCCGUGGAAGGGCUACACGCUGGUGGAGGACGACGCGUGCCUCAAGCUCGGCUGGAAGGACCUCUCCCUGCUCACCGCGUCGGCGUGGGAGCCCACGGACGACGACGACGACGUCGCUGCCGCGGCUCGCCACGAGAGCCACAAAUCGCGAUUGCAAGACAAUGAUUUGCAGCAGCUAGAUUGGUAGUUCAUGCCUGGUGCUAAUCUUGCAGCUCCUUUCCUGCCAUAUUCUCUUCUCGCUACCCUCCCUGUUAGUCGUCGUCUUGUGAGUAGUAACCUUGUCACGUAAUUAAAAUUUGUGACAUAAUCGUAUAGGCUUCGGCAUUCGUUCC
Messenger RNA from Phragmites australis (common reed), 1778 nucleotides. RefSeq names its product scarecrow-like protein 23. Gene Ontology annotation, molecular function: sequence-specific DNA binding; DNA-binding transcription factor activity. The transcript has a single exon. Gene Ontology annotation, cellular component: nucleus. Lineage: Eukaryota; Viridiplantae; Streptophyta; Magnoliopsida; Poales; Poaceae. Bases 212 to 1633 code for a protein of 473 amino acids. The record is from RefSeq and is a predicted model, not a curated record. Gene Ontology annotation, biological process: regulation of DNA-templated transcription; leaf development; bundle sheath cell fate specification.